Molecule: messenger RNA, 639 nt
Organism: Gloeophyllum trabeum ATCC 11539
Lineage: Eukaryota; Fungi; Basidiomycota; Agaricomycetes; Gloeophyllales; Gloeophyllaceae
Product: glutathione S-transferase
Exons: 4
Coding region: 1-639 (212 amino acids)
Cellular component (GO): cytoplasm
Molecular function (GO): glutathione transferase activity; glutathione binding
Source: RefSeq, a predicted model, not a curated record
AUGGUCCUCAAAAUCCACGGCGCGCCGACGAGCCCGAACACGAAGCGCGUGACGAUGCUCUGCAAGGAGUUCGCGCUCGACUACGAGCUCGUCGAGCUCUCGUUCUGGACGGAGGACCAGAAGAAACCCGAGUUUGUGGAAAAGUACUCGCCGCUCGCGCAGGUGCCUGUUUUGGACGACGACGGCUUCGUCCUGUACGAGUCGCGCGCGAUCGCCUUCUACCUCGCCGCCAAGGCGCGCUCGCCCCUCCUCCCGAGCGAGGACGACGUCAAGCGCCGCGCGCGCUACGAGCAGGCCGUGCAGACCGAGGUGUGCCACGUCGACCACCUCGCGUACUCGCUCGCGUGGGAGAAGAUCUGGAAGGCGUACACCGGGCUGACGACGGACGAGGAGAGGGUAAAGGAGUAUGCGCGGACGCUGGAGGAGACGUUUGACGCGUACGACAAGAUCCUGAGCAAGCAAAAGUACCUCGCCGGCGACGAGCUUACCCUCGCUGACCUGUUCCACCUGCCCCACGGGAACCUGUUCCCCCAGUGCGGGUACACCUGGCUCGAGGACGGCAAGCGGCCCAACCUUUACCGCUGGUGGAAGGAGCUGAACGCCAGGCCGAGCUGGCAGGCGGUCAAGGAUCACGCUUGA